AUGGACCCCGAUUCCGUGUUCUCUUCGAAGCUGCUCGUUCUGCCGCUGCUGGAGUUUCCCGCGUCCUGCGACACUUUCGGAACGCGGCUGCUACUGCAGUGUGGAUCGAUCAAUUUCAACAACCAGCAGACUUCUUGCCUGACCACAAAGUGGCCAUUGGUCGCGAGCUUCCGCAAUCAGCGGGCAAAACAACAAGGAACGACACAUGCUCAACUCGUUCACAUCGUCUCCGGCCCAGAAGCUCAUGUAUCGUACCGACGACCUUGGGUACACCUGAACUACGUCGGCCGCAUCGAUAACCAAGCCAAGGUGCACGGAUUCAGAGUCGAGCUCGAAGAGGCCGAGUACGCUAUCUCUACAGCGGCCGAUAUGGACCCCAGGGUGCAAAACGCCGUCGCCAUUAUCGUGGACAAUAACCCCCAGGGGUAA
This is a messenger RNA of Colletotrichum graminicola M1.001, 429 nucleotides long. RefSeq names its product amino acid adenylation. Lineage: Eukaryota; Fungi; Ascomycota; Sordariomycetes; Glomerellales; Glomerellaceae. The transcript is spliced from 2 exons. The record is from RefSeq and is a predicted model, not a curated record. Bases 1 to 429 code for a protein of 142 amino acids.